ACGUCUGAUGAGGACGGAGACGGCAGCGGCGACAGCCGAGGUGACACCCCCAGUAGUGUCCCCGGAGGUACCUGCCAACAAGAAAAAGAGGACCAGGGACCAGACACCUGAGACGAGGGACGCGCCGACGACUACGGAGGAGCCAGCACCCCGCGAGGCCCCCAGUAGCUGCCAGGCGACCCAGACCCCACGGAUCUACACCUUCAGUGAGGGCGAGCUGGUGGAUCUUCUGAUCCGCUACGAGCACCUCACUGAGCAAGAGGAGGAGGCCAGGUUCGAGAGGAUCCCGCACGAGACAGCCCUCCCCUUAGUGAGGAGGACACUCCGUGAAGGGAAGCCGCUCCCUGCCUCCAUCUGCACGGCCCGCCCACUGGGUAACCCCCCACGCCACUUCGACCACAAGCAGGAGGUUGAGUGGGCGACAUAUGAGGAAGAAGACGUCUCGGAGGACGAGGUCGACGUCGGAGGCGUGGACGAAGACCUCUUCCUGAAUGCAGACAGGGACCUCACCGACGAGGAGCUUGCAAGCUACUACGCCGGUGACCUGUGAUUAAAAAGACAUUUCCCCCACGUGUAAUUUUGAUAG
Messenger RNA from Eriocheir sinensis (Chinese mitten crab), 586 nucleotides. RefSeq lists its product as uncharacterized. The coding region runs from base 8 to 550 and encodes 180 amino acids. The record is from RefSeq and is a predicted model, not a curated record. The transcript is spliced from 2 exons. Lineage: Eukaryota; Metazoa; Arthropoda; Malacostraca; Decapoda; Varunidae.